UCAAGCUGUCCUGCAUGACAGAGGCCCCAGGAAUUCGUCCCAGUGAAACCCCACCUCCAUCGCUAUCAUCCUUGGGGCCCCAGUUGUUAGGGAACGGUGUCCUGGAGGCCACCGUCCUGUUGGAGACACACUGUUCCCUGUCCUGUGAUAACAGGCCCCACACCAGUCCAGAAUUUCUCUAGCAGGUCCCUGACCCACUCCGUCCUCAGUCCCCCAGAUACUUUGUCGUCUCCCCUCAGAUAUCAACAGUGAUGGUGUCCUGGACGAGCAGGAGCUGGAGGCUCUCUUCACCAAGGAGCUGGAGAAGGUGUACGACCCUAAGAACGAGGAGGACGACAUGCGGGAGAUGGAGGAGGAGCGUCUGCGCAUGCGGGAGCACGUGAUGAAGAAUGUGGACACCAACCAGGACCGCCUUGUGACCCUGGAGGAGUUCCUCGCGUCCACCCAGAGGAAGGAGUUCGGGGACACAGGGGAGGGCUGGGAGACCGUGGAGAUGCACCCUGCCUACACACAGGAAGAGCUGAAGCGUUUUGAGGAGGAGCUGGCUGCCCGGGAGGCGGAGCUGAAUGCCAAGGCGCAGCGCCUCAGCCAGGAGACCGAGGCCCUGGGGCGCUCCCAGGGCCGCCUGGAAGCCCAGAAGAGAGAGCUGCAGCAGGUGACCGGCCGGGGAGGCCUGCGGCCACUGUGGGGAUCCAUGGCCCGUCCUCAGGCGGCCUCGCCAUCUUGA
Molecule: messenger RNA, 727 nt
Organism: Manis javanica (Malayan pangolin)
Lineage: Eukaryota; Metazoa; Chordata; Mammalia; Pholidota; Manidae
Source: RefSeq, a predicted model, not a curated record